Molecule: messenger RNA, 7701 nt
Organism: Closterium sp. NIES-65
Lineage: Eukaryota; Viridiplantae; Streptophyta; Zygnematophyceae; Desmidiales; Closteriaceae
Source: the annotation of a GenBank genome assembly
AUGGUCGUCUGCCUUGCAUGUGCGGACAUUAAUCAAGCUGCUCCCUCCCCAUCCGCAAUCCUCUCCCACACUCCCCUAACCUCCCUCAGGUUCGAGGAGCCUCAGGUGUUUUCAGAGCUCCAAUCAGAAAUCGCAUUAGACCUUUUCAUCCCGGACGGCAACUGGCAAAUCAAGCUCGACGCGCCGGGCGGCGGUGUUCGGGGGAUAGUGCAAGUGGUCGGCGCACUCAGUGGCAACGCCACCCUGCAACGAACCAACGGCAGGGGCGGCCGAACCAGCGCCCGAGGCUCAGCAACAGGCUGGGGGACGGCCUGGAGCGUGUCAGGCAACGGGGGAGAAUCAGGGGGGGUGGUGGAUACAACGUUAGCCCAGCUUACAGACUUGGGAGCGAGUAAAGACGUAGUGGUAACAUGGGGUGGGUGUGCGACGAGUAAGACAACAGUGGCGAACGGGCGUUCAGCAGUGCUGGCUAAGAGGCUGUAUGGGUGUAGGGAGACGUGUGCUGCUAUGGCAACGUGUGUGCUGGGCGCGUGUGAGAACGUGGGGGUGGAAGAGGCGUCGGGAGUGUUUGUGGACUGUGCGGUUGUGUGCAACAUGGCGCCCUUUACCAUCACACAGUACAGCAACUGGACAUGCGUUCAGAUGCUACGGACCACCACCACCGUCCUGAAAAACAUCAACUGCUCAGUGAACGCCACAUAUGUGAAGGCAUUAAGAGGAAACGCCAGCAGCAGCAGCAGCAGCUCUAACUCCAGCAACAGCAGUGCGCAUGUGACAUCCCACCAGCGGCGGUUGCUGCAGCUGGUUCGAGGGCAACCACCACAGAUACCAUCACUGCAGAGGCAAGCACAAGGGCAUGUGCAGACACCGAUGAGCUUAAGCACGACUUCUCCCUUAGAGGCGACUCUGGUUCGAGGGCUGGCAUCGCAGACACCGCCUCUGCAGGGGCGAGCACAGGGGCACGUGCAGCGACAGAUGAGUCUGAGUCAGACUGUUCCUUUAGAAGUGCCACGUGCAGAGGGGAAACCGCAAGGGAACGUUCAGGUGAAAAUAGAGGAGCGAGCUCAUGUGGAAUCACAGGUGCGAGCUCAGGGGAAGAUACGCUCUGCUGCAAGAAAGCGGACCGCGGGACGAAUGCUGGGCGUUUUCGGGGGAUCGAAUGGAGAUGUUUCGCUGCCACGCCACCACCACCCCCUGUGGCAUGUGAGGCGCGAUGCCCCCAUGGAGGGCACGAGAGAAGGGGUAGAGGAGGGAGAAAAAGAUGUGGUGGUGUUAAAGGCGCAGGGAGGGACAGCAGCAGAAAAUGGGGAGGGUGGGGCGGCAGCAGAAGCAGCAGACGAGGUGGGGUUAGCAGCACGAGUGGGGGAAGAGGAGGCAGAGGAGGAAGAGCAAGAAGGGGAAGCUGGGGAAGCAGAGGAAGGAGCAGAUAGCGGCUUUAGUGUGUGGACCGACAGCAGUAGCAGCGCAGGCAGCAUUGGACACGUAGAGAGCGUGGAGACAGUGCCAGCAUCCAACCCUUCACUCCACCCGUUCUCUCCGCCCCCACCCCUCUUCCUCCCUCUUCGUUUCCUCUCUCCAAACCCUUCCAAUACACCAGCAGUGCCAGCGCCCAGCCCACUAGCACCGACGGCAACAGCAGCAGCAGCAGCAGCAGCGGCGGCAGCAUCGGCAGCAGCAGCUGCUGCUGCUGCGGAUACCACCACCCCUACCUCCACUUCUGAUAACACUGCACAGUUAGUCGCACAGGCGAUCACAGACACACAAGCAAUCUCACAGGGAGGCGCACAGACAGUCACAGGUGCACAAGCAGUAUCACAGGCGAACACACAGGCAAUCACAGGCGCACAGGCAAUCACAGACGCGUGGGCAGCUCUAGGCCCCACGGAGCGGCAGCGGUGGUUCAACCUGCGAGUGGCUGUCAGCCGCGCGCUCUUCUCCUGGGUGGGGGACGCCUGCCUUGCAAACGUCUUCUCUGCCGUGUCUCUCGAUGCUGCCACCCGUGCUCGUGUUUCUGCCUUGUUCUGUGCUCUGCUGCACAGCCCGGGGGAAGCGCAGGGUGGGCAAGGUGUUGCUGCUGGAGCUUCUGGUGCUUCUGAUGGUUCCCUGCUUGGCAGCAGUUUGUUCAGCAGCAGCGAUGUGAUUGGAGGUGGUUCAUUUGACGUGGCAGCAGUGGGAGGGAACGGAUGUGUGCUCGGCCCGUUCACCUCUGUGGAUGGAUCCAUGGCUGCUGCUGCUGCUCACUUCGCCUUUCACGGCUUCCCUCCUGCUCCUCCUCCUGCUUUCAACACCACUAACACCAAUGGGACUGCUUCUAACGGAGCUGCUUCUAAUGGGACUGCUUCUAAUGAAACCGCUUCUUCCGUCAGUGCCCCUGAUCUGCUCUCCAGGCGACUGCGCAUGUCCCGGGAUCAGUUUGCGCGGUUCAUAGGAACCUUCCUGGAUGCUGUCGAGUCGGUGGUGGUUCUGGAUGGGGCAACUGUGUCGCGCCUCUCCUCACACUUCUACGUUGCUGCCAUUGGCCUUUCGAUAGUGGUGGUGGAUGGGGCAGCGCUGUCUCGCCUCUCCUCGCACCUCUCCGUCAGCACGGCUUUUGAGACGUCUCAAAAUGGGGCAGCGCUGUCUCGCCUCUCCUCGCACCUCUAUGGGGCAGCGCUGUCUCGCCUCUCCUCGCACCUCUAUGGGGCAGCGCUGUCUCGCCUCUCCUCGCACCUCUACGUCAGCACGGAGGGCUGCAGCCCGCGCGAGAGUGUUUCAAGACUGCCCUUUCUUCACUUCACUUGUCGACUCUUCUGUGAUGGUGGUGACAAUGAUGGGCGCUUGCUGGAGUGGGCAGUGGGGGCGGAUUUCAACGUGACAGUAGGGAGGGGCGACAGUGUGCAGUUUGUGUGGGCUGACGACUACCCUCACUCCGUUAAAGUGCGUGGGCUGGGCAGCAGUGCGCACGACAGUCUCUUCAAGGGCUAUGGCGCCAACCGCAUGGUGCUAUCGAGGCACAGCCGGUGCGCGCCUGACAACGUGGGCACCAUGCCGCUUGACGGCCCGCCGCACCCGUGUGCUCUCUAUGGCCCCUCGGAUGCUCCUGCGUUCACCUACACGGCUGUCUUCACACAAACUGGCUCCUACAAAGUGGAGUGCGGGCGGUUUGGGGCCGAUAUGACUGCGACAAUACAUGUUGUGGAUGAUAGCGAGGAUGACUCUACUUUCCUCCUCGACCCGUUCUUUGAUGCAAACACUACCACCAACCCCGGAACCCCGCUUCUCUCCCCGCUCACCUCCUCCUGCUACCCCGGCUGUUCCUUCGGCAACCUAGCCGACGGUCGCUGCGACCCCCUCUGCAACAACCACCACUGCGCCUUCGACGGGGGCGACUGCGAGUGCGCCACUCUAGCUGGCAGCGGGGGGGGAGUGGGGGGGGAGUGUCCGUGCCCUGCAGGGCAGACCAGGUCGGAGGCAGGCUCGUGCUGUCCCACCGAUGCUGUGGGUACGAACCUGCUGUUCCCAUUCCAGCUGCGCUCGUUCGGGCCGGACGCGCAUGCGAGCAACACACAGUUCUCAGAGCUUUAUGAGAAGCCGCUGCACCGACACGUGACUGAGAGGAACAGGUUGCUAGUGGGCCUUUAUGUGCUACAGACCCGCUGGGGCUCCCGCGAGUGCCAAUCCAAGAAGUUCGCAAGCAUCUGGCCGCACUGCCUGACAAACGCCACCAGCCUCACGUCCUUCGGCAUCAACCCGCGCUUCCUCUCCACCUCCGACCUCUACGACCCCAUCGUGGCCGCCGCCAAUCAGACGGGCCUUGAGAACUCCACCCUCAGCGCUGCUCCUCUCUUCAACGACCAAGGGCUCCCUUAUGGCUUCGUUCCCCCCAUGGACGGGCUUGAGUCCUAUCCGCUGAUAUUCGACAUCAAUCUGCACCGAGUGGCGGCCACCAAGCGACUGCAGUACCUGGUGGACGGAUUCUAUUUCGACAACCUCACCAAGUCCAUUGAGUUUGCGCUCAUCACUUAUAACGCGGAUGUCAACAUGUUUGUCCUCUCCAAGAUCCACAUAGAGGUGGACGUUGGGGGCAAGCUGGGUUACUCCUACCGGCUGGUGCCAAUCCCAGUGGAGCCCUACUCGUCCGCGUCCUCCUACGCUCAGAUGGUCCUCGAGAUCAUCUACGUGGUGUGUGUCGCAUACAACCUGCUGGAGGAGGUCAACGAGAUGUUCCAAACUUAUCGCCACUCGGGCAGCUUCCUCCAUCAUUUUCGCCAGUUUGGCAACUGGAUUGACCUGCUCUCGCUCUCCAUUCAAGUCUGGGGUAUUGUUGUCUGGAUCAUCAUGGUGCAGCAGCUCUCGCCUCUCUCCGACAUCAGCGUGCGCUACAACGUGUACACAUCCCUCGACGACACGACAUCGCAAUUCUGGGCGGUCAACACAACGAAUGGCGGCUUUGAGAGGGCGAUGCAGGUGUAUCGCACCAUGGAUGACAGCAUUCAGCUGCGCUCCUUCUACUUUGCUAUCCAAGGAAUCAAUGUGUUCCUAAUGGUGCAGCGCCUGCUCAAGCUGAUGGACUUCCAACCCCGCAUCGGCAUAAUCACGCGCACCAUGGCAGCAGCGCUGCCGGCCAUCCUGCACUUCUUCCUCGUCUUCGGAAUCAUCUUCCUCGGAUUCUCCUUCUAUGGCUACCUCGUCUUCGGCCGAACGCUCGCGCAGUUCCGCACCAUCCCCAACGCCAUGCUCUCCUGCUUCUUCAUGCUCAUUCAAGACAACUCCACCGCGUAUUACUACGCGAUGCUGGAGGGUUGGGAGCGGUUGGCGGCGUUUGUCUUCUGGCUGUCGUUUAUUGUCAUCAUGGUGUUUAUUCUGAUGAAUGUCGUGAUUGCUAUAGUGGUCGAUGCGUUCAUGGAUGUUAAGGAGGCGGCUCAGGAGGAGACGGCACUGCCGAUUGAUAUCUGGAUUCUGCUGCGGAACCUCUGGCAGCGGAUAUGCACGCCGUACUGGAGUCUGAGGAAGCUGAGGCACCACCUGCUGUUCCUGGGAACGCACGAGAAGACCCGAGAGGAGGAGGAGGCACUAGCAACGCAGCGCAAGUCAGCACUCGCAGAGGUGGCGGGGAUGGUGCGAAAGGGGUGCUUCAUGUCCAAGCAGGAGCGUGAGACACUGCGGCGGAUCCACCAGACAAAGAGGGUGGUGGACGUGGGAAUUGACAAGAUGGACAUAAUGUCUCUUUACGCUCUUAUGAACCGCACCUACGAACGCAAGACAAAGAGGGUGGUGGACGUGGGAAUUGACAAGAUGGACAUAAUGUCUCUUUACGCUCUUAUGAACCGCACCUACGAACGCAAGAACGCAAGGUCGGUCGACCCGGUCACCAUAGCCGAAUCAGUCAUGGGGCAGUUCGGGGAGGACGUGGAGGUAGCACUCUUAGGAGAGAAGCCCAAGAAGGGCAAGAGUGGGGAGAUGUCUCACAUCAAGCGGUCUCUACAGAGGCUGGAGGGAGAUGCGUUGCACCCAGGCACCAACUCAAUCCCAAUACACCUCUUCCCCCUCUCCUCCUCUCCCCCCUCUCCUCUCCUCCCUCUCUCCUCCCCUCUCCCAUUCUUCCCCUCUCCCCCCGCAGAUGGCCCCUAUGAGUCCCACCAAGGCAAGCCAGUCUCAUCAAGCCAACCGUCUAACAAACCCAUUCUCCUGACAACUUGUCCGUUUCCUCCCUCCCUCCUCUCCCCUCCUCCUCCACAGAUGGCCUCGAUGAGUCCCACCAAGGCAGCCAGCAAGGCCCAUCAGGUCGACCCGGUAACCAUAGCCGAAUCAGUGAUGGGGCAAUUCGGGGAGGACGUGGAGGUUGCACUCCUAGGAGAAAAGCCCAAGAAGGGCAAGAGUGGGGAAAUGUCUCACAUCAAACGAUCCCUACAGCGAUUAGAGGAGAAUGCGGAUGAGACUGCAUACGUGCUGCUGCAGGUGCAAGAGUCGUUGGAGAAAAUGAGGCAGGAGCAGGAGGAGAUGCAGCAGCAGCAGCAGCUGAUGCUGCUAAGAGGGUCUGGGAAGGAGAGGCGGCCAGAGUUGGGGUUGGCGAGGGGGGACCGGCAGUGGAGUAGGGUCAGGAGGCGGUUUGAGGAUGAUGAUGAUGGUGAUGAUGAUGAUGCUGAUGUUUCUGCUGCUGCUGCUUUGCGCGGGCAUGGGGCAGCAUCGGGCAGAAUGGGAGGGGAGUUUGGGAAUCCGGGCAGUUCUGGAAACCCAGGUAGGCAGAGGCGGGCCCGAACGGCCCAUAUGAAGUCCUUUGGAGGAGAUGAGCCAAGUAUUCUUGAUGCUGUGGCUAAGCUUGGUGGGGGGUUGGGGCGGAUGGGCGGCGAGGAUGUGGGGAACACGAGCGGGCGGCACCGGCCGGCUAGUUUCAGCAGCAUGCCGAGAGGGGCGGCGGAGGAUAUGGGCAUGAGAAGGAAAAUGGUGGAUUUCCCUUCUAUGGGAGGAGGGAUUGGUGGGGGUUGGGGAAUGGGUGGUGAGGAUGUGGGGAAUAUCAGCGGGCGGCGAAAAUCGUUAGAGUAUGGGUCAAUGAGACGAGGAAUGCCGGGCGGCGGUAUGGCCGGAGCGGGAAUGGCGUCUCCUUACCGGGGCGGCGGGUUCUUAGGCUCGGGAACGGCUGGGUUUGCUCAGCCUCGGUCGAUAAUGCCAGAUGGUGGGUUUGGAAACCGCAAGUUCGGGGAAGGCAUGGGGGCGGGAAGUAGGAGGAUGGUGGGAGGGGAGAAGCAAGGGAGUAGGGCUUCGGCCUUGCUGGCAGAGCUUCAGGCUGCCCGGGCGGCGGGAGGGGCGGGGAGUUGGACAAGGAUUCAUGAAGGGGAGGUGAAGAGAGUGCAGGUGGAGUACGCGAUGGAGGCCAUCAGCCACGCAGGGUCCGCCAUAGGCAUUCUGGCGACGGACGGCGUGGUGCUGGCAGCGGAGAAGCGCAUCACGUCGAAGCUGCUCCACACCCCUUCCCACCCCUUCCCGCCGCUUCCCACCCACCAGGUGGAGUAUGCAAUGGAGGCCAUCAGCCAUGCGGGGUCGGCCAUAGGCAUUCUGGCGACGGACGGCGUGGUGCUGGCAGCGGAGAAGCGCAUCACGUCGAAGCUGCUGGAGAGCAGCAAGACGAACGAGAAGAUGUAUCGAAUUGAUGACCACGUCGCUGCUGCUGUUGCUGGGAUCACCGCCGACGCCAAUAUCCUCGUCAAUUCCGCUCGGCUGGCCGCCCAGCGCUACACAUACGCCUAUCAGGAGCCUAUUCCCAUGGAGCAGCUGGUGCAGUCCCUGUGCGACACCAAGCAGGGCUACACGCAGUUUGGUGGUCUGCGUCCGUUUGGCGUCUCCUUCCUCUUUGCAGGGUGGGACAAGCAUCAUCAGUUCCAGCUGUACCACUCAGAUCCCUCAGGGAACUAUGGCGGGUGGCGGGCGUGUGCCAUAGGAGCCAAUCACGGUGCAGCACAGUCGCUGCUGAAGCAAGAGUACAAGGAGGAGAAGGGGCCGGGAGGGGAGGCGAUUCCAGGGAUGGACCUGGAAGGAGCAGUGCAGCUGGCGCUGAAGGUGCUGAGUAAGACCAUGGACAGCACGAGCCUGAGUGCAGAGAAGAUUGAACUGGCUAAAGUGUGCCUCGAGGAUGGCCAAGUCAGGUACCGUGUGUUUGGGGCAAAGGAGAUUGAUGAGUUGCUUCUGAAGUAUGAAAUGGCUCAACCCAAGGAGGAGGAGAGAUGA